Messenger RNA from Esox lucius (northern pike), 777 nucleotides. RefSeq names its product heat shock protein 30-like. Gene Ontology annotation, molecular function: protein folding chaperone. Gene Ontology annotation, biological process: response to heat; protein refolding. Lineage: Eukaryota; Metazoa; Chordata; Actinopteri; Esociformes; Esocidae. The record is from RefSeq and is a predicted model, not a curated record. The coding region runs from base 3 to 641 and encodes 212 amino acids. The transcript has a single exon.
GAAUGAAGAUGCUGUGCUCCCCAGGAUUCCAAUCUUCCAUCAACCCAUUGAUGGACAUCUACUGUCCCGUUCACAGUCUCUGUCCGGAGGUACGACCUCUUCUCUGGCAGCAGGGUCUACUUGAGAGAAACAUUAAGGAGAUCAAGAGCAGUCUGGCACUGAUGGAGAAACUUCAGCAGUGUAUAUCUGAGGAGAUGGACCAUGUUCCUGCCUCUGUGGACAUCCAACCAUUUUCUUACAAGCUGGAGAAAGAGGGAGAGGGCUUUGCCAUGACACUGGACACUAAGGACUUCUCCCCAGAGGAGAUCUGUGUCAGACAGGUGGGCAGGAAGCUAAGAGUCAGUGGGAAGACGGAGAAGAAGCAGGGUGAUGGGAAAGGCUCCUACUCUUACAGAUGCCAGGAGUUCAGACAAGAGAUUGAUCUUCCUGAAGGGUUGAACCCUGAGACAGUCACCUGCUCCAUGACUCCUGACGGGAAGCUCCACAUCGAGGCACCUAAUACUUUAUUAUCUUCUGAGAGAGUGGUUCCCAUCAACUGUAGUCUGGAUGUGAGGACGCCGCAAUCCCUCAGCUCACAGACAGAGGGCACCACUAUGGACUCCCAGAAGCAACAUCAGAACACGGGUUCACAUGUAGAGUGAUCCUUUGUAUUAUGAAAUGUUUACUUUUGAUGAAUGUUUAGUUUUACAUGUUUUUUCUCUUGAAAUGUUAUACAUUGAAAUGUCACAUCUUAGAACAAUUAAUCUAACAAUUAAUCAAUUUGAGUAAAUUAAUAUA